AAUGGAGAAAGACGUUGUUUUAACUCCUGAGCUUGUCUCCAGCUGUAUAAUUCAACCUGGAUGCUUUAGCAGUGGGAUGAAUCUGUACCCCCACCUGUCAAUGCCAAGUCACAAUCUGAUGGAUGUCUCCCUGUUAUCUAAUUAUAUCCAUCUCCAAAAGCUGGAACUACCCAACAACAAAAUUAAAGACUUAUCAUGUGUGAGCCACAUGCCCUACCUCGUCAUCCUGGAUGCGUCUCACAAUGAAAUCUCUGACUUCUUUGGAUUUGAGCCACUUAAGAACCUAAAGGAGGUCGACUUCUCCCACAACCACAUGACGAAAAUGAAGGAUUUAUCAGCCUUUUCAUCUCUUGCUAAACUGAAUUUGGACCACAAUGGCUUCAGUGAGAUAAGUGGUCUAGAGCAAUGCUGUGGGCUUACCCAUCUGAGCCUGGCCCACAACAAAAUCUCAAGAAUCAGCAGUCUGGACAGACUACAUAUCACAUACCUCAGUCUUAGAGGGAACAAGCUGGAGAGAAUUGAAGGGUUGGAAAAUCUGAAGAGUCUACAGGUUCUUGACUUAUCUCUAAAUCAAAUCAACAGUCUUUGUGGCCUGGAGAACCUCCAUCUGCUGGGGUUGAUCAACAUGGAGAAAAACAUGAUUAAUGAAAUUGAGGAGUGCAAGCACAUUCAUGACCUUUUACUUUUAAGGGAUCUCAAUUUACUCGGCAACCCUGUGCAGGAGCAACCAGAUUACAGGCUAUCAAUUGUCUUUCUCCUUCAACAUCUAACUGUACUGGAUCAAGAAAAGGUCACUGCUGAAGAGAAGGUGUCAUCCAUAAACAAGUAUGACCCUCCUUUGGAUGUCGUUGCAGCCAGAGAUCACAUGAUGCACCUUGUGUACGAGAUGAUGCAGCCUCAUGUCCUGUAUGAUAGUACUUUGCCCAGUGCAGACUCUCCGUAUCCUAUGCUGGUGCUGACGGGUCCUCAGUGCUGUGGGAAGAGAGAGCUAGCACACAGACUGUGCCAGGAGUUCUGUGAAUACUUCGCUUAUGGAAUCUGUCACACCACAAGAGGACCCUACUUUGGAGAGGAGAAUGGAACCGAUUACCAUUUUGUCACUGAGGAAGACUUUCAAAACAUGAUUCACAUGGGUAAGUUUAUCCAGACAGUGCAGUAUGGGGGUCACAGCUAUGGUCUUACUAGGGAUGCAAUUGAGGAUGUGGCCAAAGAAGGACUCGCCUGCUGUGUACAUAUGGAGCUGGAGGGCGUGUUAAGCCUGAAGAACAGCUACUUCGAGCCCAGAUACAUCCUGCUCAUUCCCACCCAGGUGGAGCAGUACAUUGGUCACCUGAGCAGUCGUGGCUUUUACACACCUGCACAGAUCGACAUAGCAGUGUCACGUAUAGAGCUCUACGCUAACACCAACAGGGGUCGGCCGGGAUUCUUCGAUAAUAUCAUCCCCUGUGAUGACUGGGAAGAAGCUUACCGGACACUAAGGCAAGUGGUAAAGGAGUACCUGUUGUUAGAUGAACAGGGGAAAGGCGAGAACAACAGCAGAGCAUCCCCAGACACACAACACAGAGCCUCGAGUCCCAAACCAGAAGAGAAGCCACCCACAGACCCACUCAGGGUGGGGUCAGGCCCCAGUUCCCACUCAGUCACAGCCUUGUACCCCUCAGAUCUGUCCUACAGACACUACUGGACCCAGAUUCAGGCACAGCUCAGCCCUGAGAAGACCCCUGCAGAGCUCACCUCCAUCAGGAGACGUGAGCAGCUGGUGAGAGAGGCUCUAGUGGGGAAGAGUCCAGGGGUCUACAGCCAGCUCUUUAAAAGCUUUGCCCAGACAGCACCAUCAUCACUGCAGAAUCACAAUCCUCGUAUGCAGUUUAGUGAGGAUAGCAGCUCGGUUGAGUCUUGUGCCAGUUCAGCACUCUCUGUGGCCAGUUCAGCCGGGGCCUUGUCUGGCUUUGUGGAACCACUUGAUAUCUCGGCCCUGGGACAAACCUUGGAAGCAGAGAAAGACAACAUGGCAUCAGGCCAAUCACCUGACCCACCAUGUCCAGGCUCAGAUCAGCUACCUGCUGUUAGGACGCCUUCAUCUGAAAGACGCCCAGGAUCCAACAUCAAGCCCAUCCUUCCACCAAUCCCCACCGGGCGCAAGACCCCUGCAGCACAAAGCCCUGUUCCUUCUAAAGAAAGCCUAAAUCCAGAAGUCAGAGAGGGAGGAGACAACACGGAAGCAUAGCUUUUAACAACAUGCUUAUACAACAUUUGACAAAGUAUAUCUAUUACAUGCAAUAAAGAUCUGUUAACAA
Molecule: messenger RNA, 2297 nt
Organism: Sphaeramia orbicularis (orbiculate cardinalfish)
Lineage: Eukaryota; Metazoa; Chordata; Actinopteri; Kurtiformes; Apogonidae
Gene: lrguk
Product: leucine-rich repeats and guanylate kinase domain containing
Exons: 20
Coding region: 2-2227 (741 amino acids)
Cellular component (GO): cytosol
Molecular function (GO): protein binding; GMP kinase activity
Source: RefSeq, a predicted model, not a curated record